AUGUUAAGUUUUUAUGAAUCUACACAAUUGAGAAUAAGAGGAGAAUCUAUUUUAGAUGAAGCAUUCGUCUUCACAGAAGCUCAGCUUGUAGAUGUUGUAGACACUCUUGAAGGUAAUCUUGCACGAGAGGUGAGACAUGCGUUGAGGAGUUAUUUUCAUCGAGGGAUGCAUAUUGUAGAAGCAAGGUUAUAUUUCUCCAACUAUGAAAAAGAAUGGUCCACAUAUGAUUCACUAUCAAAGCUUGCAAAUACUCACGUCAACUACCUUCAUCAACUACACAAGGAAGAACUGUGCAUCUUCACAGAGUAA
Molecule: messenger RNA, 309 nt
Organism: Lactuca virosa
Lineage: Eukaryota; Viridiplantae; Streptophyta; Magnoliopsida; Asterales; Asteraceae
Source: the annotation of a GenBank genome assembly